AUGCUGGGUAGGGAGUGGGUGUGUGAAGCAGUGCUCAGGGACGCACGCGCCUUUGGUGUGGUGAUGCUGGAGCUAAUCACGGGGCAGGCAGCCAUUCAAGAGUCGCUAGCUCCUGGGGCCGACGAAGAGGCCAACUGCCCCGUGACCAACGUAUCCUGGCAACUCCAGCAAUCCGGCGACGGCCCAGCCCCCCCAGGCCUCCAGGACCCGCGCAUGCCAGCACGGGAGGACCUCGUGUUAGCCGUGGUGCGACUGGCGCUGCGGUGCACUGCCAGGCGCACUGCCGCCCGGCCGGACAUGGGCACAAUCGCAGCAGAGCUGGGCGCAGUGAUGGCGGAGUUGGGGGGUUCGAAGAGGAAUGUUGCUGCAGAGGAGGUGGAUAGGCAGAUGGAGGAGGUUACACCCACAAGAAGCAUGGAGCAGGAGUUUUCUCGGAUAGAAGCCCGGUUCCAAGGUAGUCAAAGUGACUCGUACGCUCGCUUAGACCUGGUUUGA
This is a messenger RNA of Closterium sp. NIES-65, 495 nucleotides long. The record is from the annotation of a GenBank genome assembly. NCBI's taxonomy places the organism in Eukaryota, Viridiplantae, Streptophyta, Zygnematophyceae, Desmidiales, Closteriaceae.